Limulus polyphemus (Atlantic horseshoe crab) is the source of this 1645-nucleotide messenger RNA. RefSeq lists its product as uncharacterized. Gene Ontology annotation, cellular component: extracellular region. Gene Ontology annotation, molecular function: growth factor activity; Toll binding. Lineage: Eukaryota; Metazoa; Arthropoda; Merostomata; Xiphosura; Limulidae. The record is from RefSeq and is a predicted model, not a curated record. Gene Ontology annotation, biological process: central nervous system formation; regulation of Toll signaling pathway; innate immune response. Bases 55 to 678 code for a protein of 207 amino acids. The transcript has 4 exons.
UUGGGCGUGAAGUCGCGUGGAACCCAGUUUUUUUAUAACAAGACGGAACCGAGAAUGAUGUUUGGCAGUCAUGCACGAGUGAAGCUUCUCCUAGCGGUCUGCAGUGUUUUCACCAUCUAUAGCAGUACUUUCUCUGAACGACGCAUUAGACAAGAAUGGUUUCGUUUCCUUCCCGCCCCUCCAGGCCGACGGCCAGCAUGUGCAGAAUCUGGAAGAACGUACUGUGAACAUGCCAUCAACUAUCCAACAGAUGUCGUCACAUCAGUAUUAAGAGGAAUUUCAGGAAAAAGAUUUAACGUGUCUUCCAUUUUUGUGGACGAACGAGAAGGACUACAGGAGCCACCAGAAGAUCUUCUAGGUGGACCCCCGAGUAAACCCAGGUCAAAGAGGUCUUUCUCUACAGGCACACAUGGAUCACUAGCUUCCUCGUGUUGCCAAAAGAACACGCUUGCUCCAAAAGUGGCACUGAACAAAAGACAUCAAUGGCGCUUUGUUGCAUCCCACGUUAUAACACAACGAGGUAUUGUUGAACAGAAAGUGUCUAUUAUGCCAUGCCAGAAAGGAUGCCACGAAUGUGAAAAGAAACUUGUAGAUCGACUGUUAAUCAGCCUGGAUCCAUUGGGGCGGCUUGUGCCGGACUUAUUCAUGGUUCCCUUCUGCUGCCAAUGUCUUUCGUAAGAUGUGUCAGCAGCAAACUUACGAUGUUGCGAAACACCACGUAAAAUUACCGUUGUUCUUUAUAUAGUUUACCACUUCUGUUUUUUUUCUGUUUUUGUUAGCAAGUUAAAUCAUCACAGGUAGUAGCUACCGUCAAUACCUCUUCAAUACCGAUCUGUCAGAAACGGUACCAAUGUACAAACUGAAUCUCUCGAAAUCACACAAAAUGUAAUGUUCUGUACAAACUUUUUGUCAGUUUUGUUUGGUUAUUAUAAAAUACUCUGUUAUACAACCUGAAGAUUCCUGAGAAACUGGAAAUGUCUGGUCAUGGAAAUUAUGAAGGUAUUAAUACUACACUGGAUAUUUCAGUAAGGUUUGUUAAUAGUACCUCUUCUGGUACCGUAUAUUUCAAGUUUUUUACAGUAUUAGCUUUUUAAAGAGUGUCUUCAUAACUGCUUUCCAACCAUUUGCUGAGCUGUUGAAAGUUCUAAACAUCAAGCCUUUUAUGUUUUAAAACCAUCAAUACAAUAUUGUUAUGUAGAAUCCCUAUAAGUAUUGUAGCGAAAAUUAACUUAGAACCAUUGCUUGUUCUAAUAACGAUUUGAAGACAGACAGUUUGUUUUCGUAUUUGUAAUGUGCCAUUCAAAUUUAUAUUCACUGGAGAAAUAUGUACAAAAAGACUGUAUCACUUCUGAAACAUAAUGAGUUACGGUAAAAACUUUGAAAAUAUAGUUAAUAAAAACUAGUUUAAUUUAUAUAUCGCACUCCUUCAAUUUAUAUUUCACUCAUUUUAUUCGGUGGAUUUUUACAUUUUAACCUUGAAUGACUGAGUAUCCCAUACUAAAUGAGUAAUUGAAAUUCCGAAUUAUAAUAUGUAUGACUUGUGUUAUAUUUUACUGUACUCACAGGGCUUUCCAAUUAAACAAAAGAACAGUCUCUAAGUUGUCAGUCAACUAGGAUAUUUUUAAUAACUAUUUUCGUGAAAAAC